Molecule: messenger RNA, 1715 nt
Organism: Alternaria alternata
Lineage: Eukaryota; Fungi; Ascomycota; Dothideomycetes; Pleosporales; Pleosporaceae
Exons: 1
Coding region: 154-1419 (421 amino acids)
Biological process (GO): regulation of DNA-templated transcription
Molecular function (GO): zinc ion binding; DNA-binding transcription factor activity, RNA polymerase II-specific
Source: RefSeq, a predicted model, not a curated record
CCGUGAUUGUCACUUUGUAUAUGUUACAACACGUUCAGUCAGUCGUCUUUCAUAUCAAUCUAUUCGAGGCCAACUUUUAACUUUUGCACACGCUACACAUGUCCUAUUGCCGUUUUAAAAGAUAACGCAAACAAGCAUCGCGAAGCUGCCAGCAUGAAACCAUCGCGUCUGGGCUUCCGCCGGCUGCGGAACUCUUGCGAUAUAUGCACACUUUCGAAGCUCAAAUGUAGUCGCGAAAAACCAGUCUGUCAACGUUGCGUCGACCGAGGCUGCCAACAAGACUGCAACUACAGCGUAGCACGCCGUCCAGGCAGGCGGCGUCAAACAUCUGUGAUCUCGGAUGAAGUGGGGUCGUACGGUACGGAAAACGCUGUUGGUACAGUGCGAGUGAAGCGGGGAACGGCGCCUCUAACACCCUCUUCAACCCUGGCGGACUCGCUGCUUCCGACAGAGCGUCACGAUUCGACUCGGAGCACCCCUCAACAAAACGAUACAAGAGAUGGAAAGGCACGCACGGUUCUAUUAUCGCCAGGAAUGGCUUCCAUAGGGUCAUUUACGAACAUGUCAAUGGAACUGCCACAUGAUGCCGACACAGUUGACUUUGGAUCUAUGGAUGAUCUUUCGCUAUGGGAGUGGGGUACAAGUGGAGUCGAUCCAGAUUGCACAAACGGUCACCACUCAGGUUCUGUGGAGCAGAUGUGGGGUCUUCCGUCAAGUCAGGUCAUGCUCAAUGGUACGAAGUUCGGCGCCGGUGUCAUUGCCGGAGAACCAACGCAAGAGCCAUCACCACCCAUGAGCCAGAUAGGCCGACAGACCACAUACCAGGACGAUCAAAUCCUUCUUACACACGUAACCGGCUUUUCCAAGGAUCCCAUUUCUUCUGAUACAACUGCUUCAGACCUCCUCUUCGACCUAUCCAAGGAUGUGGAUUGCCAAUGCUCUUCCCAAUUGAGUCAGCUCAUCUACUUGGUUAGUCUUCGGCUUGCGAAACCCACUACUCUAGACGUUGUCUUUGCUGUGGAGCAACAGUUAAACAGGACAAAGGACACAAUCUCUACGUGCGCGCAAUGCUCCUUCAACUCGCCGUACGUGAGCAUGAUGUUUUGUACUUCUAUAAGCUGGGUAAUUGAGCAUCUGCAGACGUACAUACGUGAGUCGAAUUCAGUGAGCGCGCUCAAUAGUCAAGUCACAUACCUGACGAUUGGUGGUUUGACACUGAGUAAAGAGAUGUCACACUCAUGUUUUGAGGCACUAGUAAAGCUUCGCCUCAGACGAGUCGUCCAGACAGCACGAGAAUUGGCAGUGCUCGACAUCCAGACCAAGAGUACGCUUUUGGAUGGGAUGCGGUCAGCAGCAGUCGAUACUGGAGCUGCAGCGCAACAGAUGUUUGGGAUGUUGGAGAUGAGGGGCGCAUCUUAGAGGAAGAAAGCUACUUCCCAAGAGACUCUCAACACCAAAUCCAGGAGAGCGCAGGUCGCUGUAUUCUGGUUCAAUAUUAACAUGAGGUAACAAUACACGAAGUUACGAUCCUCUUCCCAGUCAACAAAGCGUUGGGUCGUUCGUCUUAUCUGUGGAACACUUUCGUAUCGCAUUGGGGGAAUUCUUUUAUGGAGAGACUUCAAUUGGAAUUCAACCACACAUAGUGCGGCAUAUCAAGGAAUCACCAUCUCACAGGCAUCCAAUACGAUAUUUCAAAUGACACCGUGAUCUAAGCA